This is a messenger RNA of Yamadazyma jaroonii, 201 nucleotides long. NCBI's taxonomy places the organism in Eukaryota, Fungi, Ascomycota, Pichiomycetes, Serinales, Debaryomycetaceae. The record is from the annotation of a GenBank genome assembly.
AUGUUAAGAAGAGGUGCAACAACUAUCAAGUUAACCCCUGAGGAUAUUUCUGAGUAUGAUCAAAGUGUAGUGAACUCAGCACAAUACUUAAAGGAGGAUAAUUUACAAGAACAAGAGCCAGAUAAUUCAAUCACCAAUUAUAAAGAUAGAAACGAGAGAAUCUUGAAUCGUGAUCGUAACCAAAACCACAACCACAACUAG